Messenger RNA from Lasiodiplodia theobromae, 402 nucleotides. Its product is annotated as hemagglutinin. The record is from RefSeq and is a predicted model, not a curated record. Lineage: Eukaryota; Fungi; Ascomycota; Dothideomycetes; Botryosphaeriales; Botryosphaeriaceae. Gene Ontology annotation, cellular component: fungal-type cell wall. Gene Ontology annotation, molecular function: structural constituent of cell wall. Bases 1 to 402 code for a protein of 133 amino acids. The transcript is spliced from 3 exons.
AUGAAGGCCUCCACCAUCUGCUCUACCAUCAUCUCCAUGGCCGUCGUUGCCACUGCCAUCCCUACCGCCGACGUCGCCAUUGAGGCCCGCACCGACAAGACUAUCGGCGAGGCCUCAAACACCUGCAAUGCCAACCAGGUUGUCUCGUGCUGCAACACGUCCACCAAGCAGACCAGCGUUGGCGGCAUCCUCAGCCCCGUCCUCACUCUCCUCGGCCUCGGCAACACUCUCAGCGGCAACAGCUGCAGCGGCCUCAGUGUCCCCGUCCUGAGCGGCAUCCUCGGUUCCAGCGCCAGCUCUGUCUGCGGUGCCGAUAACUCUGUCCAGUGCUGCGGCGGCGACAAGCAGACUGGCUUUAUCAACGUCAACCUCGGCGUCCUUGAGUGCUCCCAGGUCCUCUAA